AUGCAGAGACAGAAAUCCAUUCUCUCAUUUCUAAAGAGGCCCGCGCCGGAGGACAAAAAUUCCGGCGGAGGAGAACUGGAAGGCCGGCCGCCCUACUCUUUUCAGGGAAAAAAGCCUAAUCAAAACGCCGCCGUACUAAAUAAAGCUAGAGAUGUCUCGGAUGAAGAAAUAAGAGGAACAGAGACUCCACCGGAGAAGUUGCCUCGUCAGAUCUUCGCCGUCAAUGACGGCGAAAGCACCACCCCCACCAGGUCUUCUCUCUUCUCAAGCAUUAAGCACAAGUUCAUGAAACCCGACACCAGAGAAAAACCUUCCGCUGACAGGUUCCAUGCGAAUGAUACUUCUUCUGGCGCCUUCUCCCUUCCAAUAAAACAUGCUGUACCUGAAGAACUGGCCAAUGCAUGUUUAUUUCCUGAGCAUCUCCCCAAGAAAAAUGUUCACAAUGCCAAUGAAACCAUGUAUAAUGAAGGGGACAGAGAGUGCCCAUUCCUAAUAAAUAUUGAUGAUAUUUCUAGGCCAGUCACACCGGGCAUGGCAACUCUUGUCCCUCGUUUAAAGAGAGUCCAGGAGGACAUGUGUAAUUUCAAGGACAUAAGUGACUGUUUAUUACCGGAUGCUAGUAAAAGAACAAAACUUAGUCAGCUGUCCAAUAAGGCAAAUAAAGUUAACGAACAUGUCUCUGAAAUAAAUAGCAAGUUUGAAUGGCUUCAUCCUUCUCAAAUCAGAGAUGCCAACAAAAGAAAGCCAGACAAUCCUCUUUAUGACAAGAAGACGCUUUACAUUCCUCCUGACGAUUUGAAAAAGAUGUCAGCAUCUCAGAAGCAGUAUUGGGAUGUCAAACGUCAGUAUAUGGAUGUGGUCCUCUUCUUUAAAGUGGGAAAAUUUUAUGAGCUCUAUGAAUUAGAUGCUGAAAUUGGUCACAAGGAACUUGAUUGGAAAAUGACCCUAAGUGGUGUGGGAAAAUGUCGACAGGUCGGCAUAUCUGAGAGUGGGAUUGACGAAGCUGUUCAGAAGUUGAUAGCUCGUGGGUACAAGGUUGGGCGGAUGGAACAACUAGAGACAUCUGCACAGGCAAAAUCCAGAGGUGCUACUUCUGUUAUUCAAAGGAAGUUGGUUCACGUACUAACACCAUCAACUACUGAGAAUAAUAUUGGGCCAGAUGCAGUUCAUCUUCUAGCCAUAAAGGAGGAGGGCCAUUUGCUGGAGAAUGGAUCAACAGUAUUUGGUUUUGCAUUCGUGGAUUGUGCUGCUUUAAAAUUUUACGUUGGUUCCAUCAGCGAUGAUGCAUCCUGUGCAGCUUUGGGGGCUUUGUUAAUGCAAGUGUCACCAAAGGAAAUUAUAUAUGAAACAAGAGGGCUGUCCAAAGAAGGUCAGAAAGCACUUAAAAAGUACACAGUAGCUGGAUCAAAUCUGUCGGAAUUGAGUCCUGCUCAGCCUGGUCACGAUUUUGGCGAGGUCUUGGAAGUUAGAAAUCUCAUUCAGUCAAAAGGAUACUUCAGAGGAUCUUGCAUUAGGUGGGAUCAUGUACUUGAUGGAGUUAUGCAUGGCGAUCUUGUAUUAUGCGCUCUUGGUGGACUUAUAAAUCAUUUAUCCCGAUUUAAGUUAGAUGAUGCCCUUCAUAAUGGUGAUAUUAUACCAUAUGAAGUCUACAGGGGUUGCCUUAGAAUGGAUGGCCAGACGCUAGUCAAUCUUGAGAUUUUCAAUAAUAAUGCCGAUGGUGGCCCAUCAGGCAUGCAACUAUAUCUCUUUUUUGAAAUUUGUGCGGAUGUAGGCACUUUGUACAAAUAUCUUGAUAAUUGCAUGACAUCAUCUGGAAAGCGGCUCUUAAGGAACUGGAUAUGUCAUCCUCUCAAUGAUGUUGAGAAAAUAAACAGUAGACUUGAGGUAGUUGAGAAGCUGAUGUCACAUUCAGAUAUUAUGUUACUCCUUGCUCAAUCUCUUCGCAAGCUUCCAGAUUUGGAAAGGUUACUUGGGCGUGCAAAGUCCAGCAUGCAGUCUUCUGCUUUACUAUCGUUGCCCUUGAUAGGCAGCAAAGUAUUGAAACAGCGAGUAAAAGUGUUUGGAUUGCUAGUUAAAGGCCUACGAAUUGGGAUGGAACUGUUGAUGCUUGUACAAAAGGAAGGAAUUAUGGUCUCUUCAUUGUCAAAAGUCGUAUGCCUUCCUAUUCUAAGUGGAAGUGAUGGGCUCGAUAAAUUCCUUACCCAAUUUGAGGCAGCUAUAGAUAGUGACUUCCCUAAUUAUCAGAACCAUGAUGUCACAGACUCAGAGUCAGAAACAUUAGUAAUUCUGAUGGAUAUAUUUAUGGAGAAGGCCACCCAAUGGUCUCAAGUCAUACAUGCCAUAAACUGUAUUGAUGUACUAAGAUCUUUUGCAGUCACUGCUAUUUCUUCAUGUGGAGCUAUGUGUAAACCUAUGAUUUUGCCUCAUUCUAAAUCCGCAAAUUUGUGUGAAGAAGUCACAGGCCCUAUAAUUAAAAUGAAAGGGCUUUGGCAUCCUUACACCCUUGGUCAGUAUGGGGGAUUACCUGUGUCCAAUGAUAUCCAUCUUGGAGGUUACAGAAAUGAUUAUGUUCCUUGCACAUUGCUUUUGACUGGGCCAAAUAUGGGUGGAAAAUCGACCCUUUUGCGUGCCACUUGCCUUGCUGUAAUAAUGGCUCAGCUAGGAUGUUAUGUGCCUUGUGAAAUCUGCAUUCUUUCACUCGUAGAUACCAUAUUUACUCGGCUUGGUGCCACUGAUCGAAUCAUGACAGGCGAGAGUACAUUUCUGAUUGAAUGCACAGAGACAGCAUCGGUCUUGCAAAAUGCUACGCACAAUUCCCUUGUUCUUCUCGAUGAAUUGGGUCGAGGAACCAGCACCUUCGAUGGAUAUGCUAUUGCAUAUGCUGUAUUGCGGCAUCUAAUUGAGAAGGUGAAUUGCCGAUUACUGUUUGCCACACACUAUCACCUUCUCACUAAGGAGUUUGGUACUCAUCCUCGGGUUGCAAUGCAACAUAUGGCAACUUCUUUGAUACCAAAAUCUGAAAUGUCUUCUGGAGUCGAGCAGGAGCUAGUUUUCCUAUAUCGACUAGCCUCUGGAGCAUGCUCAGAAAGCUACGGAAUGCAAGUAGCUCUUAUGGCCGGGAUUCCUCGACUGGUAGUCGAAGCAGCUUCAAAGGCUGGUCAUGUUAUGAAAAAUAAGGUAAGAGAAAGUUUCGAGUCAAGUGAGCAAAGGGUAAAGUUCUCAACACUGCAUGAAGAGUGGUUGAAGGCCCUUCUAACAACUGCAAAGUCAGGUGAGACUAAUCUUGAUAAUGAUGCUUUUGAUACACUAUUUUGCAUGUGGCAUGAGUUGAAAACCUCUUACAAGUCACUUAAUUGA
Messenger RNA from Fraxinus pennsylvanica, 3357 nucleotides. The record is from the annotation of a GenBank genome assembly. NCBI's taxonomy places the organism in Eukaryota, Viridiplantae, Streptophyta, Magnoliopsida, Lamiales, Oleaceae.